Molecule: messenger RNA, 789 nt
Organism: Phialemonium atrogriseum
Lineage: Eukaryota; Fungi; Ascomycota; Sordariomycetes; Cephalothecales; Cephalothecaceae
Exons: 2
Coding region: 1-789 (262 amino acids)
Biological process (GO): peptidyl-proline hydroxylation to 4-hydroxy-L-proline
Cellular component (GO): endoplasmic reticulum
Molecular function (GO): L-ascorbic acid binding; iron ion binding; procollagen-proline 4-dioxygenase activity
Source: RefSeq, a predicted model, not a curated record
AUGAAUGUCGAGUAUGUCUCCAAAGACGUUGACAUCCCUGACUCGUUUCUCACCAGCCCUCCGGUGAGGCCGAUCAUAUCAAAUCCCAUCGACUUUGCCUCUUCUCCCCUACCCCAGUAUGCACCUCACACGGCUCUUGUUCUCGACAACGUCCUCUCUCCAGCUGAAUGCAAGGAGCUUCUAUCUCUCGCCGAAUCUUCUGUGCCCGUCGAGGACGGCGACUCCCCGUGGCGGCCUGCCUUAAUAAGCGCCGGGCCAGGGUUGGAGGUACUCGCCACGGGCUAUCGUGAGAGUGAUAGGAUCAUAUGGGAUCAGCAGACAGUCGUGGAUCGUAUCUGGGAACGCUGCGCAACGGCCCAGGGAGUGCGAGAGUUGCUGGACAAACUUCCACCUCAGAGGUAUCAGGGAAGCGGAAGAUGGGAAUUCCGGAGGUUCAACAACAGAAUGCGGUUCCUCAAGUACUCCGCUGGCCAGUAUUUCAAGCCACACACCGACAGCCCUUACUGGUAUGAGGAGGACGGUGUAGAGUUCCAGACCCACUACACUAUACAGCUCUAUCUCAAUAACUCGGCCGAGAUAGACCCCCAGGCACAACUUGUUGGUGGCGCAACUGCGUUCCUGUCCAGAGAUAAGAAGAGCCGACUGGAUGUCAAUCCCAGGGAAGGGAGUGUGUUGAUAUUUCAGCACGACGGUCUCUAUCAUGAAGGUGCGGAGGUGACCAAAGGGGUCAAGUACACCAUGAGGACUGAUAUUUUGUAUGAGUGGGUUCCGGAUGCGGGACGGGGAUGA